AUGUCGGACUUCCUCGCAUCGUUGCAGGCGCCAAACGGGCGCACUUACUCGCAACCCUUGGGCCUCUUUAUCAACAAUGAAUUCGUCAAAGGAUCAGCAGAGAAACAGAUUACAUCCAUCGAUCCAUUCACAGAGUCUGAGAUUGCGACUGUACAAACAGCUUCAGCGGAAGAUGUUGAUAGAGCAGUCAAGGCAGCUCAUGCCGCGCUGAAGAGUGGCCCAUGGAAGACACUUCCGGGUACCGAGCGUGGAAUUCUCAUGAACCGCCUCGCUGACUUGAUGGAGAAGAAGAAGGAGCUGCUUGCCACUAUUGACACAUGGGACAACGGAAAGCCGUACAAGGAUGCCCUUGAGGGCGAUCUGCCCGAGGCCAUUAGCACAAUCCGCUACUAUGCCGGCUGGGCAGAUAAGGUCUUUGGACAGACUAUCUCAACCACGUCUGAGAAAUUCGCCUACACCAUCCGACAACCGAUUGGAGUGGUAGGACAGAUUAUCCCCUGGAACUAUCCGCUUUCCAUGGCUUGCUGGAAGCUCGGUCCUGCUCUGGCCUGCGGCAAUACCGUUGUUCUGAAAGCGGCGGAGCAGACCCCCCUCAGUGUCCUGGUACUGGGACAGUUGGUCAGAGAAGCUGGUUUCCCCCCUGGUGUUGUUAACUUCAUCAACGGCUACGGGAGAGAAGCCGGCGUCGCGCUUGUAGAGCACCCGCAAGUCGACAAGAUCGCAUUCACCGGGUCGACAUCUACAGCUCGCCAGAUCAUGACUUUGGCCGCCAAGACCUUGAAGAACAUCACGCUCGAGACCGGGGGAAAGUCGCCAUUGCUGGUGUUUGACGAUGCGGAUCUCGACCAGGCUGUCAAGUGGUCCCACUUUGGUAUCAUGUCUAAUAAGGGUGAAAUCUGUACCGCAACCUCCCGCAUUCUUGUCCAGAAGUCUGUCUAUGCAUCAUUUGUAGAGGCCUUUCAACAAAGGGUAGCCAGCACCAGCAUACUGGGCAACCCUUUUGACGAGACAACAUACCAAGGCCCACAAGUCACAAAGCAACAACAAGAAAGGGUCAAAUCUUUCAUCGACUCCGCUGUCUCUGAGGGCGCAACUGUUAUGACCGGCGGGCAGAAAGAUCUGCCUGGGGAUAAGGGCUAUUUUGUGCGGCCUACUGUGCUGACCAAUGUCACCGAUUCUAUGACAGUGUUCAGGGAGGAAAUCUUUGGUCCGGUUGUUGUCAUCUCAAGCUUUGAAACUGAAGAGGAAGCAGUUGCUCGGGCAAACAACACAACUUACGGACUUGGAGCCGCAGUCUUUACCAGAGACCUAGAAAAGGCCCACAGGGUGGCGGGUGACAUUGAAGCAGGUAUGGUUUGGGUGAACAGCAGCCAAGAUUGCGACCCCAGAAUUCCUUUUGGAGGCGUCAAGCAAAGUGGCAUUGGCAGGGAGUUGGGGGAGGCUGGCUUGGAGGCUUACACCCAGACGAAGGCCGUCCACAUCAACAUGGGCAAUCGCUUAUAA
This is a messenger RNA of Diaporthe amygdali, 1503 nucleotides long. RefSeq lists its product as uncharacterized. The record is from RefSeq and is a predicted model, not a curated record. The transcript has 3 exons. Gene Ontology annotation, molecular function: oxidoreductase activity, acting on the aldehyde or oxo group of donors, NAD or NADP as acceptor. Lineage: Eukaryota; Fungi; Ascomycota; Sordariomycetes; Diaporthales; Diaporthaceae. The coding region runs from base 1 to 1503 and encodes 500 amino acids.